This is a messenger RNA of Monopterus albus (swamp eel), 1630 nucleotides long. RefSeq names its product SH2 domain-containing protein 7-like. The record is from RefSeq and is a predicted model, not a curated record. The transcript is spliced from 8 exons. The coding region runs from base 82 to 1494 and encodes 470 amino acids. Gene Ontology annotation, cellular component: cytoplasm. NCBI's taxonomy places the organism in Eukaryota, Metazoa, Chordata, Actinopteri, Synbranchiformes, Synbranchidae.
UCUCCCAUGUAGGGUCAUACUCCCUCAGAAGACCUUUGGUUGGAGAUUACAGACAGUUCAGAAGUUGAAAGAAGCAUUUUAAUGGUUGCUGAAAUGACACCAGCUUCAAACCAUGCACUGUUAAUCGCGAGGAAAGGGCCAAGGACAAAGAAUCAGAAACAUCCAAAAUCACAGUGCCUCAGGUCCUGUCUGACGUUCUGUUUAAAGGCCCAGGUGAAGACAGACCAACGAGAACCACAGAUGGAUUCUCUGACUGAAGGGGCUGAAGGAAGGUUCAGGGAACUGGCCUCCAAGUGGUUUAUAGAGACUCAAGUGCCACUCAUCGUCCACAACGGCUUCUUCCCCACUUGGUUCCUGGGCUUCAUCACCAGAAAGGAUGCUGAAGAGAUACUCAGUGAAAAGGAGCUUGGCUGUUUCCUCAUCCGUCUCAGUGAUAAGGCCAUCGGGUACAUACUAUCCUAUAAAGGCCGGGAUCGGUGUCGACACUUUGUGAUAAAUCAAAAUGAAGCAGGACAGUUUGUUGUCUGUGGAGACACAGAGGGACACAGCACAGUCUCUGAUCUAAUAGAAUACUACAAGACAAGUCCCAUUGAGCCGUUUGGAGAAUAUCUGACAUCUUCCUGCUAUGAGGUGCUGAAUGAAGAGCUUUAUGAUAUCAUUCAAAUCAGCCCUAAAGAAAAACCAGCGGUUGCUAGCAGAGCUGAAAAGAACUUACAAAAACAACACGCCAACUCAGCCUCAGCGCAGCCACCUACAUGGCCACCAAAGAGCAACAGGACCCUAGAGAAAGUACCACCUUUGCCUCGAAGGAACAGGCACCUUGAUAGUGGUCCCUUGAAUGACCAGGACAGAGUUUUGUACGCUCAGCUCAGGAAGCAAUCACCCAGGAAGAUACAAAGAUCCCAACCCACCCAUCAAGACAAGGCACCAGGAGAUAAUCCGCGGAGAGCUCAGAGAACCACAGCCCUUGAUCACAUCAGCCAGUGCAGUCCUCCACCUGGACCAAACUCUGCUUCCUCUGAGCUUGGACUGCUGGAGUGCAGCAAGACCAGGUCUCUACCGCUUCUGGACAACACCUCCGAUAGGGAGCAGUACAGGCUGAGUUCAUCCCCCUACACACCACCAAGACUUUCCCCCAAGCCUACCAGUCAUACUCCAUGGUCAGAGAAGACAGAGUCAUGCAGCAGGCAGAGCAGCAGCCACAGUCCGGACUACACAAGAGACAGUGCCGUGUAUCAUCUGGCUGGCAGGCCUGGCAGCCCUCAUGCUAUACUGUCUGAGGCUAGUGAUUCAGUGUACGCUGAAAUCUCCGAAGAAGCCCUCUUUGGCCACUUCCCUCAUGACAAUACAUAUGAACUGAUUCCUGGGCAUGAGGACACAGCCCAUACUAAACUCAAAAGCAACACUUAUGAGCUCCUGGACGACAUCAGACCCAAGAUAUUAAAGAAUGACAAAUGGAAAUGGCUCUUCCCAGAGGUCAAGAGGAAAUGGUGAAGUGGUUAAGACUUUAUUUUUACCUUGGUUACCUGAAGAAAAUGUUUACUAAUUUUACUCUCACACUACUGGGCUAAUGUUCAAUAUACAGUACACGCUGCAGUGACUUAUUUUAUAUAUUCACCAUAGACUUACA